UCACAGAUCUUUAGAAAACAUCAGUGGAAUUCACGGCUUCCUCGUUUGAGCAACAGAGAAGAAGAGAGGAAGGGAAACCGAAAUGGCAUCAACUUCCGCUGUUUCAAUGGCAUUGCCAUUAACUUCCGCGAGCCACAAGAGGCAAUCACCAAGCUCUGACGCCUUCUUCAAGCCUUUGCCAGUGAGGAAGCCAUCAAAGGCGAUAACCGGGACAUCAUCAAGAGCCUAUCCAAAGCUUCAAGUUCAAGCAUCGCUGAAGGAGAAGGCUGUCACGGGAUUGACAGCCGCUGCCUUGACAGCUUCUAUGGUGAUUCCGGAGGUGGCUGAAGCAGCUGGUUCUGAUUUAUCUCCUUCCCUUAAGAACUUCUUGCUUAGCAUUGUGGCCGGAGGAGUGGUGCUUGGUGCCAUCUUUGCGGCUGUCAUUGGAGUUGCAAACUUCGACCCUGUCAAGAGAACUUGAUAGCUCGGGAAGAGGGACAAACUAUGAUUUCCAAAGAUGUUCUGUUUAUUUCUUUUGUCUUUUAUGUUUUUCAGUAAUUCUCUGUAUGUUCAUGUUCUGUUCACGUCAGUAAUCUGUAACUAUUGAACUCUAUUUUUA
Molecule: messenger RNA, 598 nt
Organism: Telopea speciosissima
Lineage: Eukaryota; Viridiplantae; Streptophyta; Magnoliopsida; Proteales; Proteaceae
Exons: 1
Coding region: 83-460 (125 amino acids)
Biological process (GO): photosynthesis
Cellular component (GO): membrane; photosystem II
Source: RefSeq, a predicted model, not a curated record